This is a messenger RNA of Halichondria panicea, 2341 nucleotides long. RefSeq names its product GATA-binding factor 3-like. The coding region runs from base 78 to 1721 and encodes 547 amino acids. Gene Ontology annotation, molecular function: zinc ion binding; RNA polymerase II cis-regulatory region sequence-specific DNA binding; DNA-binding transcription factor activity, RNA polymerase II-specific. NCBI's taxonomy places the organism in Eukaryota, Metazoa, Porifera, Demospongiae, Suberitida, Halichondriidae. The record is from RefSeq and is a predicted model, not a curated record. The transcript has 4 exons. Gene Ontology annotation, biological process: positive regulation of transcription by RNA polymerase II; negative regulation of transcription by RNA polymerase II.
GCCACUCAAGAUAAGAAAGAUUAGAACAAGUGACAAGGACUCUAAUUGUGGAGCUAAAGAGCUGCAGACAUACAGACAUGGACAACGUUAACGAUCCUAUUGUUCCACCAGAAGACGACAUCUCAUACAUUCCUACUAUCCAGCACUCCUCGUCCAGUGUAGAGGCGGGCGUACCCACUGUGCGAUACCCUCCUGCAUCUGUCAACUCGUCCUCUUCCAUACCUCUCCUCUCGUCUAGCCGCACCAUACUCGCUAGUGCUGGUGCUGCAGACUCAACCCCGUUCAUCCAGGGAGCCUUCCAAUAUAGGGCCACACUAGUGCAGCAAGUGCACUUCCAAUACCCAACACCCCCCACCCCUCCAGUUGAAGGCUGCUGCAGCUCUCCAGAAGGAGCAGACAAACCAAUACACACUGGUGUACAGUCAUCCAUGCCUGAGAAUUUAGCCAUGACCCAAGGAGCAAUGGAAGGUGAUGCUGGCAAGCCAGUCAACCCAUUCCCGUCUCUACCGACUCCACCUGAUGUACAAGAUCUGCAGCAGGAGCAUCAGCAUCAUAUGCAACUGAGCAGCAUGGUCAGCCCACAGCCAGGCAUCUACUCUAAACCAAUGCAUACCACCAGAUUUCGAAUGCCUCCCUUUAACGAUGGCAUGUCAAUGGCAAUGUUCAACAAAUCCCCGGGAUCUCUUCAGCAGCCGAUGUUCUGUUAUCCUGCUGCUCCGAUUGGAGAUACCAAGAUGAUGAUGUCCACGAUUCCUUCACCUCGAGGAGGUCACCCACCCAUCCCUCCUCUACUCAAGGAUGUUACAAUGACCAUGCCUGGGGAUGCAUUUGCCUUCCAGUCACGCCAGUGCAGCAACUGCUCAGCCACAGCCACUCCUCUGUGGAGAAGGAACCCUGAGGGCAAGUAUCUCUGCAAUGCAUGCGGCCUUUACUUUAGAGUCAAUGGGACCAACAGAAAUGGAACACAGAAGAAAAAGAAAACGAAUCUUAAAUGUGUGAAUAACAAGUGCAGUAACUGCCAGACCACUAAGACAGUGCUGUGGAGGAGGAACGACAAUGGAGACCCAGUGUGCAAUCCUUGUGGCCUCUACUAUAAACUCAAUGGGUUCAAUCGCCCCCUCUCUCUGUGCAAGGACUCUAUACAGACACGCAAUCGCAAGUCAAGCUCAAAAUCCAAGAAAAAGGGCAAGAAAUCUCUGUAUGCAUCGCCUCUUGUGAAGCAUCCCCUCCUCAACAACAUGCCUGGAGAGCUGCCUGUCUAUCCUAACCCUCUCGCUCAACUGCCCAACUAUGUCAUCUCUACUCAGACUGGAAACUAUCCAUCUCAAGUGGAGCCUACUCAAGCUGCCAUGUACAACAGCAGCUGUAAUGAUGGCUCAGUGUACACGUAUGCCUCUUCCUGUCCUCCCCAUGUCUACUCAACCAUGCCAACCAACGCUGGACUGCAUUUUGAGAAUGGCUAUGGCAUGCAAGAAGACGUAAAGCCGAGGAUUGCUGCAGCAGGAAGUGCCUUCUCUAUCCUACCAACAUCUGGCUAUAGUCCCAACAACUGUGGCAGUAGUAGCACUGGAAGCAGUACUGACUCAGGUAUUGAUGCAAGUAUGGCCAACGGGAGCUUCCACUCUUCACCGUACAGUGCCUUCUCUCCAUUUGGCGACAAUCGCAGUUCCCCUCCUGGCCCGCACACACCACAGCAGCAAGCCUCCCCUUCCCUGGUUUGACCCCUGGUUUGACCCCCAGACAACAGGACAAUACAAGUGUGUACAGAGGUGCAUGAAAAAACUUUAUGUAAACAGCACAUUCCUAGGACUGCUACUAUGACAACACUAAGAACACUUUCCUUUGAACACAAGACCCAUUUAAUUGACUUACUGACCACUGGCACUAUUAUUCCCUUGUAUGUAAUUCAGCUGGCCUUGGUUAUACAGGACCUUGCAAAAUCACUUGUUGCUAGCACUGUAUCACUUUUGCUCUUUCUUUGUUGCCUUAGGACUAAAGAACUUAUUUCACAAUCAUAUAGUUUGGUAUUGAUGUCUUAUUGCAUCACUGUACAGGUCACACAAUCCAUCCAUCAAUUGAUUCAUGCUUUAAUUAUGUGUUUUUAUAGUAACUCUUUGCUGCUCUCGUUAUUGACACAAAUCACUUACUCCCCCUCUCUUGUGUGUGUGUUACCUUUAUUGUCUGUUUGUGCUCUGAGUGCGAAUGUAUCACUUGCCUUUGUUUUGUUUGUGUCUUUUUAAGGAGUGUCUAUAUAUAAUUAUUGCGAACUUUUUAUGUGUUUGCUGUAUUGUUUAUAAUCAUGCUCUAUAUAUCACUUUUAUGAAUGUUUUAUUUGCCCUUU